This is a messenger RNA of Acaulospora morrowiae, 1005 nucleotides long. The record is from the annotation of a GenBank genome assembly. NCBI's taxonomy places the organism in Eukaryota, Fungi, Glomeromycota, Glomeromycetes, Diversisporales, Acaulosporaceae.
AUGAAUAUUAAAAUUUUACGGCCAUACACAGUGAAAAGCACCGGAACCCGUCCGAUCUCCGAAGUUAAGCCACUGAUGGCCCAGUCAGUACUAUGGUUGGGGACAACAUGGGAAUACUGGGUGCUAAAUUUUAAAUUUGCUUCUGCUCCGUACUUACAUCACGUAAAAUUAGUCCGAGCAUUGACAUAUGGAGCGCGUAUCCUACCUCUCAAUAACCAUUUAAAUGAUAGCGAAGACGUGUUUAAUGAUCCCAUGAAUCGGGGCGAAUGCAAAAAUGAAGGUAAUGCUGAUAAGGAAAUUCCGGUGCCAUUAGGCAUGUGGGACUUUGAUCAUUGUGACCCAAAAAGAUGCUCGGGCAAAAAACUUUCCAGACUAGGUAUUGUAAAAAUUCUAAAGAUUUCAAAUAGAUUUCCCGGAAUUACCCUGAGUCCACAAGGACAACAAGCUGUUUCACCGGCUGAUCGAUCAAUUAUUCAAAAAUUCGGGCUCGCAGUCGUUGAUUGUUCAUGGGCGAGGUUAGAGGACGUGCCAUUCGCAAGGUUGAAGACGUGUCAUGAUCGAUUGCUACCAUAUUUGGUUGCAACAAAUCCCACGAAUUAUGGUCGACCAUGGAAAUUGAAUUGUGUUGAGGCCUUUGCCGCGGGAUUUUACAUUACUGGAUUUCCUGAAUACGCUCAGAAACUCUUAUCCAAAUUUAAAUGGGGUCACGCAUUCUUUGCAGUAAACGGGGAUUUACUAAAAAAGUAUGCUGCGUGUAAAGAUUCGGGUGAAGUUGUCAAAGUUCAGAAUGAAUGGUUAAAAGAAAUUGAAGAAGAAUAUGCCCAAGCGCGUGAAAAAGCAGACGAUACCAAUGACGAUUUGAUGGUAGAAAAUCCUAAUCAUUUGUUACCGAGCCCAGAUGACGAUUCGGAUUUUGAUAUACAUGAAAUAAGCGAUUUUAGCCGAUUAACAUUGAAUGAUCAGAGUGUCGACAAUUUCGAUGAUAGGGGUUCACAAAGUGAAUAA